Cyphellophora attinorum is the source of this 1668-nucleotide messenger RNA. RefSeq lists its product as uncharacterized. The record is from RefSeq and is a predicted model, not a curated record. Lineage: Eukaryota; Fungi; Ascomycota; Eurotiomycetes; Chaetothyriales; Cyphellophoraceae. The coding region runs from base 1 to 1668 and encodes 555 amino acids. Gene Ontology annotation, molecular function: catalytic activity. The transcript has a single exon.
AUGAAGCUCACGUCGGCUGUCCGCUUCGCUGUAGCAGUCAACACUCUAUGCUCCACUGCCGCCUCGAUCCUGCCGCUUUCUGCGCCUCCAGCAUACGUGCCCUUUGAUCGUACCAGAGACUUCACCAGCUCCUUCGCACUCGACGCAUGGGCGACUCCGGUGACAUUCGAGUACUCGACUCCAGAACCACAUGACAAGAACUGGAUCGGCAUAUGGCCAGCUUCAGGCGGCGGUCCAGAGGAAGGCCACCGUGUGGCUGAUCAUGCGUCUGCUUGGGAGUAUGCGGAGGACUCUGCAGGUAGACGAUACAUCAACGUCGACAAUCUCGGUGCAGGAGACUACAGAGCCUACUUCCUAGCCAAAGACAUCUAUGUCUCUCUUGCUGCACCCUUCAACUUCUACUAUCCGGGUUACAAGGCAACUCUGUAUUUUCCAUCGAACGAGACCAGCUUGCGCAAUGCCCGAGAAGGGGAAGCAUACCUCGAAAACGUUGGCGGUCUGGUCAUUGGCGAAGGCCACUCCAUCCACAUCAACUUCCAGAAAGCUGGAGGAGAUGACUGGAUCCAAGUCUGGCCGGAUGGAUCGAUCAGAGGCACGCCCCCGGCUGGAUCUGGUGGCAGAAUUGCUGUUGCGCAAGUCGAGGGCAAGGCUGCAGAUACUGCUCCGGCAAGCAUACAGAUCAACAUCAUGGUUCAGAGAUCAUCUGAGCGUCUGGUGGACUCCAUCAAUGUCAUGACAUGGAGCAUGUGGGACAGUGGCACUCACUUCUCUCGCUAUCACGAAAAGCAGAUGCGUUUCAUUCUGGGGUCCAAUGUCGAUCUCAUUGCCUUCCAGGACAUCGCAGAAGUGCCAAUCGACCACCUGGAGAGAAUUGCCAAUGCACUCGGAUGGUGGCGCUGGCGAGGUGACCUGCGGGUUGCGAUUAUCAGUCGGUAUCCGAUCGUGGCAGAAUUUUCUCAGAUCGUCACGGACUACUUCAAUCCUGGUGGAGGAGUUCGUGUGAGUCUCAAUGGGCUCAAUCAGGACGAUAAGGUUGCUAUCGAGUUCUGGUCGGUGGCUUUGUUUCCGCUUCCGUACGGACCCAACGAAUUCUGCAAACGCGACCGUCCCUUGACUCAGCAACAAGUGCUCGCAAACGAGGUUCAUUCAGAGCGUAUGGUCCAGCUGAAGGCCACUAUGGACCGCAUCAUUCCUCAGAUCGACAACUCUUCAGGUUCCACGACCCCUACUAUACUUGCAGGAGACUUCAACGCGCCAUCGCACUUGGAUUGGGUCGACAGUCUGAAGGAGAAGAAUUGUGGCGUUGGAGGAGGCUUUCCGUGGCCGUCGUCCAUCAUUGUGACGGCGGCGGGUAUGGACGACUCGCUUCGCGUUGCGAAUCCAGAUCCGGCCAAGUAUCUUGGGACGACGUGGAACAUCCGAAAGUUGUCAGAUCCGCAGGACCGCAUAGACUUCGUCUACGGCUCUAAAGACCUCGAGGUGCUAGCUUCGGUGAAUACGGUGGGCGGAGGUGAUCCCAAGGCAAGAGAUCCGGAGUGGACGAGUGAUCAUGCUGCGAUUGUAAGUCUAUCCGCUUUUCGUGAGCCUGAACCAUCAGUCAAUCAGGGGGCAGUCUCGACUCAACACCUGAGAUACUUGUUCUGGAUGAUGUUUCGGAUCAUCUUCUAG